Gamsiella multidivaricata is the source of this 2362-nucleotide messenger RNA. RefSeq names its product putative beta-adaptin. NCBI's taxonomy places the organism in Eukaryota, Fungi, Mortierellomycota, Mortierellomycetes, Mortierellales, Mortierellaceae. Gene Ontology annotation, cellular component: membrane coat. Bases 151 to 2208 code for a protein of 685 amino acids. The transcript has 7 exons. Gene Ontology annotation, biological process: vesicle-mediated transport; intracellular protein transport. Gene Ontology annotation, molecular function: clathrin binding. The record is from RefSeq and is a predicted model, not a curated record.
AUUUCGCCUUCGCCCUUUACACAUCAAUUCUUCCGUCUCAUCCUCCAUCAUCCUCAGCCCUCGCACACACAUCCUUGUCACCCUAGCUUCAUCCCUCCCCUUGUCCUCACAUCGUCUUCACAUCAUCUCCCCGUUCACAUCUACAGCAAGAUGUCCGAUGCCAAGUUCUUCCAGCGAGGCAAGAUCCAAGAGCUUCGCAUGGAGCUCAAUUCGGACAAAAAGGAUAGGAACCACACCCGCAAGAAAGCGACUUUGAAAAAGAUUGUCGCCAACAUGACCAUGGGCAACGAUAUGUCUUCACUCUACCCCGAUGUCAUUGCGUGCAUGUCCAUCCCUGUGCUCGAGGUCAAGAAGAUGGUCUACCUCUUCCUAAUCAACUAUGCGAAAGGCAAGCCAGAUAUGGCCCUCGACGCUAUUAAUACCUUCCGUCGGGAUGUUGAGGACCCCAACCCACUGAUCCGAGCACUGGCCAUCCGAACCAUGGGCUAUAUCCACGUCGAUAAGGUCACGGCCUGCUUGAUUCAACCCCUGCGUCACUGCAUGCGCGAUCAGGAUCCAUAUGUUCGCAAGACCGCCGCUGUCUGUGUAGCAAAGAUGUUUAUGCAGGAUCGCCACCUUGUUGAGAAUGCAGGAUUCAUUGAUCUCUUGCGCGACAUGCUCGUCGACUCGAACCCCUCGGUUGUUGCAAACGCUGUCGCUGCGCUGACAGAGAUCUCUGAAAGAUCUGACCAUAUCCAGCUCAAACUCAACAUGUCGAUUGCCAGCAAGCUGGUAACAGCCCUGAACGAAUGUUCAGAAUGGGGACAGACCUACAUCCUGGAAUCGCUCAUGUUUGUCGUUCCUCAGGAACCAGGCGACGCUGAAAUGUUGGCAGAGCGCAUUGCGCCUCGAUUGCAGCAUGCCAACUCUGCUGUAGUCUUGACGGCUGUCAAGGUUAUUGUCUAUCUCAUGAACUACAUGGCUAGGGACGAGGAUAUUGCCAACAUGUGCAAGAAGCUGUCACCUCCUCUCGUAACGCUGCUGUCGAGUGGACCCGAGGUUCAGUACGUUGGCCUGCGUAACAUCCUCCUCGUAAUCCAGAAGCACCCUGACAUCUUGAAGAAUGACAUCAAGAUCUUUUUCUGCAAAUACAACGACCCGAUCUACGUCAAAAUGGCUAAACUGGAGAUCAUGUUUCGUCUCGCCAGCGAACACAAUGUGGAGCAGGUCCUCUCAGAACUCAAAGAGUACGCAACAGAAGUCGACGUGGAUUUUGUUAGGAAGGCCGUUCGAUCCAUUGGAAGACUGGCGGUCAAGAUUGAGUCGACGGCACAGAAGUGUGUUGAGGCACUGCUGGAACUCAUCCAGACAAAGGUCAACUACGUGGUUCAGGAAUCGAUUGUAGUUAUUAAGGAUAUUUUCAGGAAAUACCCCAACCAGUACGAGAGUAUCAUUGGCAUUCUGUGCGAGAACUUGGACAACCUGGAUGAGCCAGAGGCGAAGGCUGCUAUGAUCUGGAUCAUCGGACAGUACGCGGACCGGAUAGAGAACUCUGAUGAGCUGCUGGACGACUUUUUGUACGCCUUCUUGGAGGAGACUGUGGAAGUGCAACUCGCUCUACUCACAGCUACCGUCAAGCUGUUCAUCAAACGACCCGCAGCAGGACAGGAUUUAGUGCCAAAGGUGCUCAAGUGGGCAACCGAGGAAGUCGACAACCCUGAUUUGAGAGAUCGAGGCUACAUUUACUGGCGAUUACUCUCCACAGAUGUCGCCGCAGCAAAGGCUGUGGUCCUUUCAGAGAAGCCCCAUAUCUCGACAGAGACGGAUAAUAUGGACCCGGUUCUGCUGGAAGAACUCUUGCUUCAUAUCGCAUCACUCUCCGCUAUCUAUCACAAGGCCCCUACGACGUUUAUCCCUCAUUGUAAACCUCGUUUCCUGAUCCCCUCGCCAACGCUACGGAGACAGAACUCUGGUAGAGGAACACUGAUCCACCAGGAUUCUUACGAGCAUCUCUACAACAACAAUAACGAUGCAGCAUCGCCCAAGCAGCCACAUCACCAACGGCUGUCAUACCACGAGCAGUCGUUCGAGCAGGUGGCCGAGGCCUCGAUCGGCAACCAAGAGUAUUACGAACAAAAGAUCAACGCCGAGAACCCAUACCGCACAGAUACCACAGCCGCCUCCGUGAGUAAGGGCGGCGGCGUUGAUUUGAUGUCCUUUGACCUGUGAAAGAACAAGCAGGGCGAAUGGCUUUAUGGACAGGAAUGAGAACUAGCAUUGAUAAUAAAACGUAGAAAACAACAUGCACCUUUGUUAUCAACUGUCGUACCAGCUCUAUCAUUAAAUUCCAAACAUGCACGCUUGAACCAUAUGCAGCCCAUUU